AUGUCGUGUUCUGCCGAUUCUCCUAGGUCAUCAACCAUUCCAAACAAAAAGAACAAAAAGCUUCGUGCUUCUUGUGACGCAUGUAACGAGUCCAAAGGUCGUUGCUCGCAAACAAAGCCAACCUGUGUGAGGUACGAGAAACAGGAUAUCCAAUGCAUAUAUGGCCUCUCACGACGUACACACAAAGACGCUCCACGGGUUGGGGCUCCAGUUAGCAGUAGUUGGAGGAAUUCUAUAAGCUCUGGAUUGGUUCAGCAAGAGCCUACACCGGCGGAAACAUCUCAACACUCCCAGUCGGAAGAGUCAAUAUUCGCAUCUUUGGACUUGGCCCAUCAGAGAACCGAUACCUUCAUUUUUUCACCCAUCCUUGAUCUAUCAUCCUACGAGACAGAUACCUCCAUGACUGCGCCACCUAACUCAGGCGCGUUCUUGGAUAUGACAAACAACUCCGACACACAGGUCCACCGAGAGACGGAUUGCUUCAACCUACCUCCUAUGUUGCAACUAUCGCCCUUUCAUAUAGAUUCUACGAUGAUGACACCCCUUGAUUAUGGCGACAUUCCGUCUCUUUUCAAUUCUUCGUCUGAUGAUUCGAGCACAACUAUUAAUUCCACUCCACCUUCCACGGAACCUAACUCCAAAAGAAGGGUGACAGCCGCAAUACAAGCAUUGUAG
Messenger RNA from Hymenoscyphus albidus, 675 nucleotides. The record is from the annotation of a GenBank genome assembly. NCBI's taxonomy places the organism in Eukaryota, Fungi, Ascomycota, Leotiomycetes, Helotiales, Helotiaceae.